Molecule: messenger RNA, 1630 nt
Organism: Pyricularia oryzae 70-15
Lineage: Eukaryota; Fungi; Ascomycota; Sordariomycetes; Magnaporthales; Pyriculariaceae
Product: U3 small nucleolar ribonucleoprotein imp3
Exons: 2
Coding region: 146-697 (183 amino acids)
Biological process (GO): rRNA processing
Cellular component (GO): small-subunit processome; small ribosomal subunit; Mpp10 complex
Molecular function (GO): structural constituent of ribosome; snoRNA binding; rRNA binding
Source: RefSeq, a predicted model, not a curated record
GAUUACCAAAAUUUCCUUAUCGCAUUACGGUCUGGAUUUGUCCUGAAGUUCAACCCAAUCUAGGUGCAUCUACCUCGCCGAACAUACCAAUAAAGAUUCUACAUAUUUUCAUCGGUUCCUGUUGAAUUUAUUCCACAUAGCCAAAAUGGUCCGGAAACUAAAACAUCACGAGCAAAAGCUGCUCAAAAAGGUCGACUUCGUCACCUACAAGGGCGACAAUGACCACCGCGCAGCGGCCGUCUGCCGGCGGUACAUGAUCCAGAAGCCGUCCGACUACCACACGUACAACCAGAUCUGCGGUUCCCUGCGCAAGCUCGCGCACCGGCUAAGCUUGCUGCCUCCGGACAGCGAGGUGCGGCGCAAGCACGAGGCGCUCCUGCUCGAGAAGCUGUACGACGUUGGGGUGCUGUCAACACAGUCCAAGCUGUCGGCCGUCGAGCACGGCGCCACCGUCAGCGCCUUUGCAAGGAGGAGGCUGCCCGUCGUCAUGACGAGGCUGCAUAUGGCUGAAAACAUAUCGACCGCCACCAAGCUCAUCGAGCAGGGCCACGUGCGCGUCGGCGUGGACGUGGUCACGGACCCGGCCAUGCUCAUCACCAGGUCCAUGGAGGACUUUGUCACGUGGGCCGUGGGCAGCAAGAUCAAGAAGAAUAUUAUGAAGUACAAGGACAAGCUGGACGACUUUGAGCUUCUCUAAGUUUGCUGUGAGACGGCGAUAGGGGAGCAAGAAUGUCGGGUCUUUUUAUUUUUCACAAACACGUCCCCCAAACUUCAGCCCACUGUUUGUUUUCUUCUCGCAGAGGAACGCAGCAGAGAUCUUUGCCUGCCGGUUUAUGCGGGCAGGUAGCUGAUCAAUUCAGCGAGGAAUAGAUAGCUGUACCCACCAUCAGUUGGUACAAAGAAUUGUCUACUUCCUUGCAGAAAGAAAAAAGAAUGAAGAAAAGAAAAGAAAGCCCCCCAAGACUACGGGACUGGCUACGGGCAAUUCACUGCGCAUCAAGGAUUGAUGGCCAUGCGGGCUGGACGAGGGUUUGAAUCGGGACAUGCGACGACGGGCAUUGGCGUGCCAAGAUUUGGGCUUCCACCGAAGCUUCUGUCGUCCACACCUAAAAGUUAUUGUUACUCUUGGCGUGGCGUUCAAGGUGUUUUGGACUUCGGGUAUUGGGAUUAGAAGCAUCUAGUCUUCUGAUUGGUGCAUAGUUGAAUAGGAUUGUUGUUUUGUCGGCCGAAGUACCCUCUGUAUAGACGAGGGAUGAAAUUUCUACGAAGUAUGGAAUUUGGCAGCUUGCCCGGCUCCUAAGACAGACCAAACCCAAUUUACGGGUACUUGGAGCAGGAAUAUACAGAAAGACUUGUUUCCAUCACCUUCCCUGAGCAUACAGAAUGCCUUGAGCAUGCACUCAUUGUCUAAAUCAAGAGUGUUGAGAGUUGAGACAUUUUCGCCAGUUGUCAUGGAGGAUUGCACCCAAGAAAAGGGAAGCAUUUAUUCGAGCCAAUAGGGAGUGUAUUCAAAAUGGUGGCUGCUGAAGUUUUUAAGGAAGGUGGGCAUCAUCAAAUUUAUCUAGUCCUAGGCUAGAUAUGGAUAUAUAUAUGUACAAAAAGCGACCUCUACCAAAAGGGUCCCCGCCCC